Xenopus laevis (African clawed frog) is the source of this 3061-nucleotide messenger RNA. RefSeq names its product SPRY domain-containing SOCS box protein 3. The transcript is spliced from 5 exons. The record is from RefSeq and is a predicted model, not a curated record. The coding region runs from base 358 to 1110 and encodes 250 amino acids. NCBI's taxonomy places the organism in Eukaryota, Metazoa, Chordata, Amphibia, Anura, Pipidae.
UUGCUUAGAAUUGGCCAUUUUAUAAAAGUUAACUUAAAGGUGAACCACCCCUUUAACAGAGGGCAUUCCAGCAGGUUAGUAGAUCAGGAGGCAGUGAGAGAGGGAAGGGUUAAUAGAGGAAAAUAUAUAUAUAUAUGUAUAUAUUAACAGAGCAGAAGCGUGCAGCAGGGGAAGGGUUAACACUAUCAGUUUGUUUAUGCAGGACCAGUAGCCAAUCAGCGCGCUUUCUCCGAGGGCUGGGCUAUACGCCGCUUUCUAUUGGCUAAGAGUAACGACGCCUCCGCCAAUAAGAAGUAGUCAGAGCAAGAGCUGAAUCAGAUGUCCCGGGUACAGUAGGAGCAGCGGGAGAGACACAUAAUGACAGUCAGGAGCGGCGGCAGGACUGAAUCUCUGGCUCUUCCAAUGCCCAGAACUUGUGUGCCCAGGAGGUGGGUGUGGGAUGCCAAUUGCCUGACCCCUGGUACUGAGCUUUCUCCUUGCCACAGAGGGGUCUACUUCCACACGGACCCCGUACUGGAGAGUCACGGCACGGCCGGCAUGCGAGGGACUACAGGUUUCCUACAGGGGGAGCACUACUGGGAGAUUGAGUUCCUGGAACCCCCCUCGGGACUCUCCGUCAUGGUCGGCAUUGGAACUGGCAGAGCCGCACUGCAUGCUGGGGAUUUUCAGUUUGUUGAUUUGCUGGGAAUGAAUAAAGAGAGCUGGGGUCUGUCCUAUAAAGGCACCGCAUGGCACGGAGGAAGCAGCCGCCGAUAUACAGAGCCGUUCUAUGAGAAAGGGACAGUUAUCGGGGUGCACUUGAACAUCGAUGAAGGAACGCUGAUCUUCUAUAGGAACAGGCAGAGUCUGGGCUUGGCAUUCACAGGACUGCAGAAGGUGCAAUCCCCAUUAUAUCCAAUGGUCUCCUCCACUGCUCCAUGCACAGAGUUGGCCGUCGGACUGCAAUACUCCACCCUGCCCUCCCUGCAGGAGCGAUGCCUCAGCACCCUGGCCCACAGCUUGCCACAAACAGACAUGGUGGACUGUCUCCCACUUCCCGCCACUAUCAGGUGGAUUCUGAAAAGCUGGAAAGAUCAAAUAGGUCUGAGCCUCCAGAGACCCGAGAUGUAACCGUUAAAACUGGCACAACCCAGGGCACGAACUGCUGUUAGGGUUGCCACCUGGCUGGUAUGUUACUGGCCUGGCAGGUAAAAAUGAUGGUUGAUCCCAAUGUUAUUAAUACAGAAAAAAGAUAAAUAUAUAGGAAGGCCGGUAUUUUUUUCUGGAAAAGGUGGCAACCCUGACUACUGUGUAGGAGGCCUAAAUUGUUUGGUUAUGGCUUAAUCAGGAAGUGGUGAAGUAUAAACAGGAAGUGGUGCAGUAUCAACAGGAAGUGGUACAGUAUAAACAGGAAGUGCUGCAGUAUAAACAGGAAGUGUUGCAGUAUAAACAGGUAGUACCCCAUUGAUCAGAGGACGGUCUUCGGCUCCUCUUCCAGUGCAGCACAAAUCUAAAGUAAUAUUAGUUCCUCUUCCCUUAACUGCUGAUGAUGCAACCAGUCGGGCUAUGUACUGUAUUCAAACGGGAGGCAAGUCUAUAAAUGACAAGGCUGUGGGAUCAGAAAUGGAGGACAGGGGCAGUAACAAGGGUGGCAGGUAGGGUUGCCACCUUUUCCAGAAAGAAAUACCGGCCUUCCUAUAUAUUUAUCUUUUUUCCCUAUUAAUAACAUUGGGAUCAACCAUCAUUUUUACCGGCCAGGCCAGUAAAAUACCGGCCAGGUGGCAGCCCUAGUGGCAGGGCCAGUAACAAGGGUGACAGGUUCAGUAACCAGGGUUGCCACCGGUAUUUUACCAGCCUGGCAGGAAAAAAAUGAUGGCUGAUCCCAAUGUUAUUAAUAGGGAAAAAAGAUAAAUAUAUAGGAAAGCCGGUAUUUUUUCCGGAAAAGGUGGAAACCCUACCAGUAACAAGGGUGGCAGGGACAGUAACAAGGGUGGCAGGGCCAGUAACAGGGAGGCAGGGCCAGUAACAAGGGAGGCAGGGCCAGUAACAAGGGAGGCAGGGCCAGUAACAAGGGAGGCAGGGCCAGUAACAAGGGAGGCAGGGCCAGUAAGAAGGGUGCCAGGGCCAGUAACAGGGAGGCAGGGCUAGCAACAAGGGUGGCAGGGCCAGCACCAAGGGUGACAGGGCCAGUAACAAGGGUGGCAGGGCCAGUACCAAGGGUGGCAGGGCCAGCACCAAGGGUGGCAGGGCCAGUAACAAGGGUGGCAGGGCCAGUAGCAGGGAAGCAGGGCCAGUAACAAGGGUGGCAGGGCCAGCACCAUGGGUGGCAGGGCCAGUAACAAGGGUGACAGGGCCAGUUCCUCUUCCCUUAACUACUGAUGAUACAUCCAGUCAGGUUAUGUUCUGUAUUCAAACGGGUUUAUAACUGACGAGGCCGUGGGAUCAGAAAUGAAGGACAGUUCUGCAGAAAGUAUCAAACAAACACUGAAUUAACUCAACCCGUGUCAGGAGAGAAGUGUUUUAUAUCAGAUAAAGCCCACUGAACUCUCCAUGCAACGGUUAAUGGUAUAUCCGGGGGAAGUGUCUUGUGUAACAUUUAAACAGACCUCUGUGAUGAUGUUUCUGCCAAGAGGGAGAGUGAGCUCUUCAGACAACACUCUAUGUGGCUCUGUGGUAACCCAGGGCUUAGAGAAGUCUGGAAUCCUGUGGAUAUGAAGGAAUAACGCUGUUGCUGCAGCAGUGACUAUUGGAAUAUUCCAGUUCCAGCCCAACCUUAGAAGUCCAACAUUUGGUCAGGGCCCCCUUAGCUCACCCCAAAAUGUCACCCUAAAAUGAACUACAAACUGCUGUGCUUUGAUAUAGGCCUAGUGCCCCUAAUUAUUCUUAUUAUUUAAAAAUAGGGACUACUACCCAUUUAAAUGUAUAUUAGAUCAGAUUCUUUACUGUGGAUGAUUUUUAUUAUUUUUUAAUUUAUAAAUCAGACUUAUUUUACACCUGACCAUUUUGAUACAAAAUAAAUAUUGUUUCUUAUCAGCUCAUCUGUUCUUGUUCUUACCCAACCCAGACUUCCAUAUACACGUAU